AUGUCGCGCAAGGAGACUGAGGAUUAUUGCAACCAUGCUUUCCAAACGUUUAACUGGACGGGAAUAAAGGGGUCUCUCGAAAUCGCCGAAGACUCGCAAACAGCUAUCGGAGAAGAGAGCAGUGCCCGGGACCUUGUAGUCGCCCUGCUAGGGCAGACCUACAGACUCUGCCCUGAGCCUCAAAGACUCCCGCUUUUAUGGAACCUCGCCGACAUAUUCUCUCCAAUUUCUCCCGGAACAGCCCAUCGUGGCAGCCAUGUAAUGACGAGUGUGGAAACAUCGAGCCCCCCAAGUCCAGGUCACUCGCAACCUGGACGAACUACUGCUCACGCAGUCGCUCUCCAUCGAUACACCGCCGCGUUGCAUGAGAGGGGCCAGAGAGAAAACAAGAGACUUCAGCGAAUUGAGGAGCAGAUAAUCACACUGAAUCCGCCUCUGUUCAAGGUAAUUGUCCAGUAUGGAAAUGUCACCUGCUCUGGUAGAGCUCGAACAAAGAAAGAAGCUGCGCACUUGGGCGCCAAGGAAAUUUGCCGCCAAUUGAAUGAAACGAUACGAUUAGACUGA
Penicillium hordei is the source of this 564-nucleotide messenger RNA. RefSeq names its product double-stranded RNA binding motif domain-containing protein. Lineage: Eukaryota; Fungi; Ascomycota; Eurotiomycetes; Eurotiales; Aspergillaceae. The record is from RefSeq and is a predicted model, not a curated record. The transcript has 2 exons. The coding region runs from base 1 to 564 and encodes 187 amino acids.